Messenger RNA from Pediculus humanus corporis (human body louse), 1161 nucleotides. Its product is annotated as vacuolar ATP synthase subunit S1, putative. Gene Ontology annotation, cellular component: proton-transporting V-type ATPase complex. The transcript has 5 exons. The record is from RefSeq and is a predicted model, not a curated record. The coding region runs from base 1 to 1161 and encodes 386 amino acids. NCBI's taxonomy places the organism in Eukaryota, Metazoa, Arthropoda, Insecta, Psocodea, Pediculidae.
AUGCCUGUUUUAUUAUGGAGCACGGAACCCUCAAAGCAACAUUUUACAGAAGUUUCUGCUUUUUCUAGAAUCAGUUCUAAUGACUUUACUGAUUACAUUUUAAAGAAGGUUAAGGCUGAAAAACCAGCAAUUAUAGUUUUUAUGGAAGAUUAUUUAAGUGUAGAAGAUUUCAGUUGGAGAGAUGAUAAAGGAAAUUUAGCUUUCCCUCAUUUGAAAAAAAUUUCCACUACGGCAAAAGAUUUUGCUUUUCUUCCAUCGGUAGAAAAUCCAAAAUUAGGUCUUGAAUAUUUGGAAUCAUAUGGUUAUUCUUGGAAACACUUUAACGAUAGAAAUGCAGAUUCUUUUAACAUAACCGGUCACAAUAUUUAUGAGUUUAAAUUUAAAAAUCCUCAUCGUGUUAUGGAUCGAAUGGAUAUGUUAAAGGAUCAUGAUAAAGAUAUGAUAAAAUUUUAUGAAAAAGCAAUGAAUAAAGAAAAAAAUAUUUUGGGUAUUUAUUCAGGAAAUCACAAUAGUUGGCUUGAAAAUGAAAUACCUAGGAGCAAGCGUGAAGUUUCAGAAGCUAACGAAGGCAGUGAUCUCAUUAUAACAGAUGAAAAGAAUUUAGUUAGAAUGACAGCCUCAGUACCAGUAUUAUAUCAAUACAAAGAUGGAGAUAAAAUGAUAUUGGCUAAUAUAACAAAAGUUAUCGGAACUCCAACGACUAACAUUGAAAAAGAUAAAAUAUCUAUGACAGUUAGAUUUGCAUUUGAAAAAAAUGAUAUUUCGGUAAAAUUUGAUUUUUCAAGCGGUGACAACGAUUGGUGGAGUUUAGAUAGCGCUGAGAUAUUACAUUCGAAACAAACAUUAAAUCCAACGGAAGAAGUCGGUGCACCAUAUGAUUAUUCUUACUUUUGUAAUCCUAGCAUUGUUUUUAGCUCUAAAGAAGCAUCGUUAACUUUUGAUAAUUUCCAAGUACAACCUAGAGUUGGAAAAGGUAAUUCAUUCGGCCCAGUCAUGCAUUGCAUUCCAUAUUUUUCAAUUGCCAUUUGGUCAGGUAUUGUAAUCGUUGCUAUACUUUCAAUUGUAUUAGCUUGGGGUAUCGUCAUGAUAAUGGACAUAAACACAAAUGACAGGUUUGAUGAUCCCAAAGGGAAAACGAUCACAAUAACCGCCACUGAAUGA